AAAAAACAGUCUGUUUGAAUCUCUAUUGUUAGCUUGCGAGGGAUUGUUGGCAAGUAUUCGACGUUAUUUAGAGUCUUCUGUGAGUCGCUGUAUUCAAAUAGUGUAGAUUACACUGUGCAUUAUGUAAAGCAGUGUCAGCCACAAGACCCAGGCAUGAUCUCGCGUUUGGUGUGCUCAGAGUAGCGAGCGUCGUGCUGUUCGUAUCAGCGUGGACAUGUUGUUCUUACAACUGGUGACUUAAUAUCGCACCAUGGAAAGCAAAGUAUUACUAAUGUUACUGUUUUCGCUGUGUUAUAGCGACGGGGCCGUGGAAAAACACCACUGUGAGAAGAUAACCAUUCCGAUGUGCAUAGGAAUUGGCUAUAACAUGACGGUAAUGCCAAAUCUUAUGGGGCACAGUGAUCAAAGCGCUGCCGCUAUCAACGUUCAUGAAUUCUCACCGCUCGUCGAAUACGGAUGUGCUCCACAUCUCAAGUUUUUUCUGUGUUCGCUGUACGCACCGAUGUGUUCCGAAGAGCUGGAGCAACCUAUACCCGCUUGUCGGCCUAUGUGUGAGGACGCUCGCAGAUUAUGCAGCCCCAUCAUGGAACGAUUUAACUUCCCUUGGCCAGAAUCUUUGGACUGUACCGUGUUACCUGUGAAGGGUGAAAGAACGAGACUGUGUAUGGAGGCCCCCGACAUAAACGAUAACAGUUCGUCAAACUAUCCUGUAACAGGCGGGCCGUACCAAGGAAUACCGUUUAAUGACGACUUGCCAGCUGAGGAAGUGACAACAUUGGAAGCCAAUCCGUGUGCAUUUAACCCAGAAAGAUGGGUUUAUGUUGAGAAAACUCAGAAAUGUGCAGCAAGGUGCGACGUGGAUGUCUUCUACCAGGAAAUAUUCCUUUCAAUGUGUUACUUCGUCUCAGUGGCUUACAUUGUGAGAUUGGUAGUAGGACCCGAGGCAAUCUCUUGCGAUGAAACUAACAAAGGUGUUACAUACAGAAUACAGGAAGGACUCGAAAGUACUGGCUGUACCAUAGUCUUUCUUAUUCAGUAUUAUUUCUAUAUGGCCAGCUCAAUUUGGUGGGUGAUUUUAACUUUAACUUGGUUUCUGGCCGCCGGCAUGAAAUGGGGCUACGAAGCCAUUGCAGCGCAUAGUAGCUAUUUUCACCUAGUGGCGUGGGCUAUACCGGCCGUGAAAACUAUUGUAGUGCUUGUAAUGAGAAGAGUAGAUGGAGACGAAUUGACUGGAAUGUGCUAUGUGGGGAAUCAAGAUUCUAAAGCGCUGCUUGGAUUUGUUUUAAUCCCCCUUUUUUGUUAUUUUAUAAUCGGCACCUCGUUCAUCCUUGCCGGGUUUGUUUACUUGUUUCGCAUUAGGAAGGUGAUGAAAAUUGGUGGGAAGAACAUAGAAAAACUGGAAAAACUAAUGGUUCGCAUUGGGGUAUUUUCUGUGUUAUACACGGUGCCAGCCACGUGUGUAAUCGCUACGUACUUUUUCCAAUACAUUAACAUGGAAGACUGGGAACAUCAAGCAAAAUACGAAAAUGACUGUGUUGACGACCAGUGUUUGCUAGCGGAAUCAAUACCAAAUGUUCCCGUUUUAGUUGUAAAGAUUUUCAUGUUAUUAGUCGUGGGAAUUACCAGUGGUAUGUGGAUAUGGAGCUCAAAAACUGUGAAUUCGUGGCAAAGAUUUUUUAAUAGGAGGUUUCAUCGAAAGAAACAAAUUACAUUGAAUUACAAGGUACCGAUUGUACCGCAUUCGCCGCCGAGAUAUUCACCGCCGAGAUCCAAAUAUACUAUUAGCCAAGGAAGCUACAUACCCGCUGGUUACAACACCCCGGUCUAGGCAAAGAACGUUUAUUCGUUAAAAAUGAAUAAAGAGACGAGGAUAAUGCCGGUCCAAGUUGUUGGAAAUUUGACACCAGUCCCUGACUUUUAAGCUGGCAGAACUACCUAGCCUUGUGUGUGCUAGUGUUUGGUUAGACUGACCUAGCCACUGUUCAAAGGCCGCAUUGUUUGUCACAACAUUUAGGCUGAGUAACCAACUGAGGCAGAAUGGAACACGGAGGACACAAAGAUGUUUUAUGUAUAAGAGAGAUCACGUAAAACGUCAGCAUAUCAGCUAAAGUCUCGGCAUUGAGUCUUUACAGCUGUUUUGUUUUACAAAA
Saccoglossus kowalevskii is the source of this 2150-nucleotide messenger RNA. Its product is annotated as frizzled-10. Lineage: Eukaryota; Metazoa; Hemichordata; Enteropneusta; Harrimaniidae. The record is from RefSeq and is a predicted model, not a curated record. Gene Ontology annotation, cellular component: membrane. Gene Ontology annotation, molecular function: transmembrane signaling receptor activity; Wnt-protein binding. Gene Ontology annotation, biological process: non-canonical Wnt signaling pathway; canonical Wnt signaling pathway.